AUGCGGCUGCCUGUCAUCUUGUGUACCGCUGCGCUUGUAAACACGGUCUUUGCUGCAGCGCUCCUAGAGACCCCUAUAUCUGCUGCCGCUCAAGCACGAGGCUUGGACGGCUUUUUUGACGGCCUUCAGGACCAGAGUCAAACUGCUACGGCAGCACACGACCAUACACAGGUCGGACCUGAUGCGACACCGACCGCCACGCCAUCUACGCCGGGCGAUGCAAACCUGAAGUCUCUGUUGGGCCUCUCGUCGUCUGCUACCGACACCGCGACAGCGAAGGGCAAGGGCAAGGAGACGAAUGCUAUCCCCACUGGUACAGCCUACUCUAUCAUCGGCUCUCUGCCUCCCAUCCACACGCCCAGUGCUGCCUACUCCCCGAUGACUCCGGCGACAUCCACGGCAUCCACCGACGCGUCAUCUCCAACUACUGCCGCCGCAGCUAACACCGAGAGCGCGACGAGUAGCGGCACGAGCGAAUGGAAGAUCAUCGGCGUCGCGGUCAUAGCUUUCACCACCGUCGCUGGUAUCCUCCUCCUCUCUGUCUUCUUUGACCACUGGUGGCGCUUCGUACGCGGUCUCGUUUGUCGGAACAAGGGGAACACAGACGAAGAGCUUGUGCCGGACUGGGAGAAGGCUGAAUGGGAUAUGCGUUGCGGGCAAGACCGCCAGCGCUACCCGUCCUUCUCCUCCCUCCCUUCGGCUGCGAAGGUGCAAGCGCCUCCGCCUGCUGCGCCUGGACCGUCUAGAAACUCGUACUCGGAGGCUGGGACUAGUGCUGGCUUGGCUGGCUAUCAUCAAGAGGCGCGUCGCAACCGGACGCCGAGCGGAGUCGGGCUGGGACUAGGGCGUGUGGGGAGCACGCGGUCGCAGCGGUCGCAGAGGUCCCCGUCGAUCGGAGGCGCCGCCGGACGGUCGCCUUUCGCGAAGCACAAGAAGGCUGCGUACGAGGGGGCACCACAGAAUCCCUUCGAUGACAUACACUCACCGACGCCGGAGGACGUGUACGGCGGAGUCGUGCACUGA
Trametes versicolor FP-101664 SS1 is the source of this 1023-nucleotide messenger RNA. RefSeq lists its product as uncharacterized. Lineage: Eukaryota; Fungi; Basidiomycota; Agaricomycetes; Polyporales; Polyporaceae. The transcript has a single exon. The coding region runs from base 1 to 1023 and encodes 340 amino acids. The record is from RefSeq and is a predicted model, not a curated record.